Molecule: messenger RNA, 1146 nt
Organism: Impatiens glandulifera
Lineage: Eukaryota; Viridiplantae; Streptophyta; Magnoliopsida; Ericales; Balsaminaceae
Product: F-box/kelch-repeat protein At3g06240-like
Exons: 2
Coding region: 1-1146 (381 amino acids)
Molecular function (GO): protein binding
Source: RefSeq, a predicted model, not a curated record
AUGGCAGACAUUUCUUUAUUUCCUGAAGAUUUGCUUAGCAAUAUCCUAUCGAGGUUGCCAAUCAAAUAUGUUCUGCUAUCGAGAUCAGUCUGCAAGAAAUGGAACUUUAUGCUACGAAGUUCUGAUUUCUUUUCAUUCUAUUAUAAACACCAGUCAUGUGGACAAGAGAGAUUAGCAAAGGAUGGUGUUUCCUCUUUCAUUGUCCUUGAAUACGUUGAAAAUGCUUCAGAGUAUGACUCAUAUGAUGACCCUGCUCAUGUCUUACUAUCGUUUCUUACCCUAAAGAAAAUGGGCAAUGAGCUAAUCACAACAGUUGACAAAGUGGAAAAUUUUGACAUCCUCACUUCACCAUCAUUGAAGUCAUCAUUGGAGUUGUUAUCCACCCAGGAUGGAAUUAGCGAUGAUCAUAUUAGCUUCGCAAAUGUUUAUGAUGGCAUUAUAUGUCUGGGAACUUACGUUGGUGUCGUUUUGUAUAACCCUUACACUAGAGAAUCUCAAAGGUUACCUUUCCUUCGAUCGAAUCCGUACCUAGAUGAUGAUGAUUAUGUUAUUUUGGGUAUGUGGUUCGAGUCCAAUCAGCAGCCCGGAACAAUAAAACAUUACAAAGUUUUCGGAGUUGUUAAUCUAAAUCAUGGUUUUGAAUGCAAUACUUAUGUGAUUGAGAAAUAUGAUUCUGCUGAGGGUAGAUGGAGUGAAAUCAAGACAAUUCUCAACAGGCCAAAACAAUACUUUUGUGAUAAGUGCUUGUUAUUCAAUGGAAUUUUUUACGUGUAUGUUGAUGGCGAUUCUGUUGUCACAUUAGAUGCAAGAUUAGAAAAGUUUGGACUCCUUCCACUUCCUUCAGAAUUUACAUUUCAGGACUUUAAACAUUUGUGUUUAGAUGACCUAUUUGUUCUUGGGAGAUCUCUAGCCUUGAUUGCAGAAAAUCGUGAUAGUGAUAGAGACUUUUGUCAGGAUAUGUGGAUAAUGACUGAAUAUGGUGUCAAGGAGUCGUGGACAAAGCAAUACACUUUUGUCGAAGAUGGUUUCAAUUUUAUUGAUCCUUCUGGAUUGUUUUAUUAUGGCUGGGGGCUUUUAGCGCAAUGGAAGUGCAUGAACGAGGAUGAGUUAUUCGUUGACUGCACAGUAUCGUCGGAGGAAUGUUAA